Dendronephthya gigantea is the source of this 3551-nucleotide messenger RNA. RefSeq names its product acyl-CoA synthetase short-chain family member 3, mitochondrial-like. NCBI's taxonomy places the organism in Eukaryota, Metazoa, Cnidaria, Anthozoa, Malacalcyonacea, Nephtheidae. Bases 72 to 2117 code for a protein of 681 amino acids. The record is from RefSeq and is a predicted model, not a curated record. The transcript is spliced from 19 exons.
GGUUAGGUUACAUGUAUAUUACUAUAUACUGAUUUUGUAUUGCAAACUUGCAGUAUAUUGUGGCCCGCAUUAUGUGGGGAAAGACAACAACUUUUUUGCUAUGUAGACCUGCUGUAAGCAGGAUAGUACAACUUAGAUAUGUUUGCCAGCAGCGUCUUGUACCUGUAGCUGUGCGGCUAUUAACGAGAUACAAUGGUUUUCACUCAAGUGCAAGGGUAGCUUCGUAUCAAGAAAAUUAUCAGAAGUCUAUUGCAAGUCCGAUGAUAUUUUGGGACGAUGUUGCAAAUAAUAUUGAUUGGUUUCAACCGUAUGAGAAGGUGUUAGAUGAUACGGAAUCUCCCUUUUCUAAAUGGUUUGUUGGAGGAGAAAUGAACACGUGUUUCAAUGCACUGGAUCGACAUGUUAAAUCUGGUCAUGGAAAACAAUUUGCCCUGAUAUACGAUAGUCCUGUGACAAAUACCAUUGAAAGAUAUACCUACGAAGAACUGUUAGAACAAGUUAGCCUAUUUGCUGGAGGUUUAGUAAAUCUUGGCGUUGUUAAAGGUGAUCGUGUCAUAAUUUAUAUGCCGAUGAUUCCACAGGCUAUUGUGGCCAUGUUAGCUUGCAGUCGGAUUGGAGCAAUUCAUUCUGUUGUCUUUGGUGGUUUUGCGUCCGAGGAACUAGGUCGAAGAAUACAGCAUGCUGAGCCUAAGGUUGUAAUUACAGCUUCGUGUGGGAUUGAGCCAAGAGGGAUACUGCCUUAUAAACCGUUGGUGGACGAGGCUUUAGAAUUCGCCCAGCACAAAGUUGAGAAAUGUGUUAUUUACCAAAGAGAUAUGUACAAAGCAACCAUGGUGGAUGGCAGGGACGUACAAUGGGAUGAUUUUAUAGCGAAAGCCUCCCAUCAAGAUUGUGUACCUGUUCUAGCGACGGAUCCUAUCUAUAUCUUGUACACAUCGGGCACAACAGGUGAUCCUAAGGGUAUUGUACGUCCGUCAGGUGGACAUGCUGUAGUUCUAAACUGGUCAAUGAAACACAUAUUCGGCAUCGAGCCUGGCGAGGUAUGGUGGGCUGCUUCUGACCUUGGAUGGGUUGUUGGUCAUUCAUAUAUCGUCUAUGGACCGCUAUUGGCAAGAGCCACCUCAAUACUUUUCGAGGGAAAGCCUGUAGGAACUCCAGAUGCUGGAGCUUUCUUUCGGGUAAUCGAGCAACACAACGUCUGCGGUAUGUUUACAGCACCAACUGCAAUACGCGUAAUCAGAGCAGAGGACCCUGAUGGGGAAACCAUCAGAAAGUACAAUUUAUCACACUUCCGUAACUUAUUUCUUGCUGGAGAACACUGUGAUAAAGACACUCUUAAAUGGGCAAGUGACGUCUUGAAAUGCCCUGUGCUUGAUAACUGGUGGCAGACAGAAACUGGUUGGCCAAUUACAGCUCAUUCUGUAGGAUUUGGAGAUGUGGCUACAGAUCAUCUGCAAACAACGGGAAGACCGGUUCCUGGUUACGAUGUUCGUAUCAUCAAUCCAGAUUUGACAUAUUGCAAGGAGGGAGAAAUGGGGCAGGUUGUCAUACGGCUUCCAUUGCCACCUGGAGUAGCAUCUACUCUUUGGAAGAAUGACGAAAGAUUUGUAGAAAGUUAUUUUAAAAAAUAUCCGGGUCAUUAUGACUCGAUGGAUGAGGGUGUUAUGGAUUCUAACGGUUGUGUAUCGAUAAUGACGAGAGCUGAUGACGUCAUUAAUGUAGCAGGUCACCGUUUGUCAACAAAAGGCAUUGAAGAGGCGUUGCUUAAAGACAAAGACGUUAUGGAUGCAGCUGUGGUUGGGUUGGAUGACAGUAUUAAAGGUCACGUGCCAUUUGGAUUCCUUGUUGUAAAAAAAGGUUUGGAGAAGUCACGCGAGGAUAUCAUUUCUGAUGCUGUGGAGGCAGUUCGUGAGCAUUUGGGUCCUGUUGUAGCCUUCAAAUCCGCUGUCAUUGUCCCGGCGUUACCAAAGACUAGAUCGGGUAAAACAUUGCGUUCUCCGCUUCAGAAGUUAAUAAAUGGUAAACAAUACAAGUUACCAGGUACUGUGGAAAAUCCGGAGAUUCUCGACGUAAUAAAGGAUAUUUUGAAAGAUGAAGGUUAUCCUAAAGAAUCCUGAUUUUUUAUUAUGAAUAUAUUGAAACAAUGCUACAAUGGGAUGGGGUGCCGGUAAUCAAAAUUUCUUUUGCACGUAUAAUCAUUUCUAUAUAGGUAAUGGAUAUUUUUUAGCAAAUGUAUAGUGAUUUAGUAGACGACUUCGGCCCGUUUCAGGCGUCAAAAUUUUCCUGUGCCCAACGUAUGCAAUGAUGAGCUAAAGUCUAAGUUCAUUUACAUAAAAAGAAAAAUUUGACGUCUGAAACAGGCCUUAGAAUUUCAGGACGGUUAAUUUUGCUCGCAUGGUGUGUCACCGUUCUUAUGUAUUCUAGUUCGAAAUUCGUUGAAAGACUUCAGCAGUGAUUCGUAGGGGCCAUGGAUUCAUGGAAGAUUCAAUCCUGCAAUUGACAAUUCAAUCUUCAUUCGAACGUUUUUUUAAGUUAUAGUCAAUAUAGAAUAUAUUCGGCUAGAUUGAAUCUACAGUACUGCUCAGAAGUAACUUAACACUGCGUUCGCGUUCCGUUCGCGUUCAAAUCGCGUUCCGAACGCGACCGGAACGCGUUCCGAACGGGUUCCAAAAUGCGUUCCAUUGCGUUCCGAACGCGUUCCAUAAAAUAUUUGGAACGCGUUCCUCGGUUAAUUUAAAACCGCGUUCCUACUUCGGAAAUUUUCGAGUUGAGUAGGGUUGUUCCCGAUGACCCAAUCGGAAAUUCGGGAAUACACUAAUACACUAUACAGUACUCUAUAGCGAUCACAGACACAGUUUUGGGAUAAAUUGGCAAAAUACAAAAAUUAUUUGAAAUACACAAAGAAUUGCAAAUGUGACAAAACUAAUGAUCUAAAAACUUUUGGCUUUAAAAUCGAAUACCAGAAUUUCGAAUAUUUGUUUUCACGACAAUAUUAAACGGCAAUGUUGCUAGAACCGACUUUGUUGACACAAAUGAAAUAAAAGCUUUCUCCUCGUCAAAAGGCAAAACAAAGUGGUAAAAAAAUCACUGCACUGAGACGAAGACAAUAUAGACGGGGUUAAAAAAGAAUUCUUACAUAACAAUUAUCAAAAGCCGUUGCUCGAAGUGGUAGACCUUAGGCUUAGUCCUUAUUUCGAAUAUUUGUUUUUCGAAGUACAUGACCCCAAGGGCACUGCUGCUAAAACUAUAUUUCACACAAUUAUAUGCUUCCUACUUGUCAAAAGCAAUGAGCGUCUUUGAGCGCUCUCAGUGGAACAUGUCGUUACAUGAUACACAAAACUGUCAAAACAUGUUGAUCAAAAACAGACAAUAGAGCGAUUAGAGGGGGUCAUAAAAAAUCCGUUUAAAAAUACAAGAAUCGAAUGUUACAAAACUGAUCAUCACAAACCUUUCGCUUUCAAUUUUUUUAUAGUAAAUCAGAAUUUUUAUGAUAUUUAUGAUAAUCGCCUUUAUGAUUUGUAAAAAUUGAUAUUGUUGGUGACUUUUACUAA